UGACCAUAACAAUCUGUCAAAUUGAAUGCUCAUGAAACGAUUACAACCUAAUUAAGAAUUUUUUGUGGAUAAUUAAACCUACCAUCACAGAAUAAUAGCUUCAAUUCACAUUUCAAUGAACUGUUUAGAUUGAUCUCAAAAUUAAGUUUUUUCUAACUAUUUUUUGUUUAUCGAUUACAUGUAUUAGUUUAAGUAAAGGUUAAUUAGUUUUUGUAUUAUAGGUUUAGAACAAUGGAUUUGUGAUGAUCAAAGAGAAAAAGACAACAAAUGCUAGUAAUUGGGACCACAUUAUAAUUACAAACGAACCAAACAAAAUCAAUUAGUAUUCUGAAGUGAAAGCGACUAAUUCUAUAUACCAAAUAAAUUUUAAUUGAAAAUAAAUAAAUAAAUAAGUGUGUACAUAUAUAUUUUGUUGGUAUACUAGAAAGCUUGGUACAUCAAUCAUUAUAGCAUAGAAAAUUUCAAUAGCAUAUAUAAUUUUUUAAUUCAUGCAUGCAUGCAAGUUAUAGAAGUGUUGUGGUAUAAUAUUGUUUCGUCUAAUUAAAUAAUUAUUCAUCUGUAAUAUGCAUUUAUACUUAUAUAAAUUAUCAAUUAGUUUAGUUUAUGUUCACAUGUUUGUCCUUUUCGGAACUUUUAAAGUUUGGACAAAUAGUAACUAAAGAUAAAUCAAAACAAAGACUUAUUGUUGUACCUGCAAAAAAAAUUGGGAUGAACACAAAUUCUAAAGUCAAACUAACAGUGAAGAGUAAUUGGUGAGAGCAUCAAUUAAUGAACAUACUAACGUAUUUGCACCAAUCAGUAAAUGGCAUAAAAUCAUUUAAAUCAGUAAAGGAUAUCAUUUAUUUCAUAUACUCUAAAACUACAAAUACAAAUAUUAUAAGAAAACUACGAAGUUAGUAAUAAUUACAAAAUAAAAUCUCAAAAAUAAAAUUUAAGUUUUUUUUGUUUGUUUAAAAGGACCACCAUAGCUCCUCUUUCUUCAGUUAACAUGAUCUAAAUUCACUAAAGAGAAAAGAAAGAAAAAAAAACUUUCAAUAAUGUUGGUUCAUGCGAAACUUUCCGCUUUUCUCAUUGUGAUGAUAACGUUUUCACAAGCUAACUCCGAUCUAGUCCGCCUUGAAGAUGACAACAGCAACGGAUUCAUAGCGACGGUGAUCCGAGUUUGCAAAGGAUAUGACGACAAAAAAUCAUGUCAAAACCUUUUGUUGGAGCUCAAGAUGGUAUCCUCGUCACUUUCGGAGAUGAGAUGUCGUGAUUUAUUGAUUGCCGUUUUAAAGAACUCUGUGUCGAGGAUCAACAUUGGUAUGCUUGGUGUGAGGGAAGACACGAAACUACUUGAGGAGGUGGAAAGUAAAAUGCUUGGUUUGAGGGAGGACACAAAUCUAUUUGAGGAGAUGAUGGAGUCGGCAAAAGAUAGGAUGAUCCGUUCAGUGGAGGAACUCUUAGGAGGAGAAAGCCCUAAUCUUGGAUCUUACGAAAAUGUCCACACUUGGAUUAGUGGCGUUCUUACUAGCUACAUCACAUGUACCGACGAAAUUGGUGAAGGUGCCUAUAAACGUCGGGUUGAGCCAGAGCUUGAGGACCUCAUUUCUAGGGCAAGAGUAGCUUUGGCCAUUUUCAUCUCCAUUUCACCGAGAGACGACACCGAACUUAAGUCGGUGGUUUCCAAUGGCCCGUCGUGGUUAUCCAACGUUGACAAAAAAUAUCUAUAUCUUUAUCGUGAGACUCUAAAGAAGAUUGCCGAUGUUGUGGUCGCGAAGGACGGGAGUGGAAGUUACAACACAGUGAAUGCGGCCAUUGCAGCGGCACCUAAAUUCAGCCGAAAGAGAUUCGUCAUCUAUAUAAAGACAGGCGUCUAUGAUGAAAUCGUCAACAUUGGGAGUACGAAAGCCAAUUUAACUCUCAUCGGUGACAGUCAAGAUUCAACUAUCAUCACGGGUAAUUUAAGCUAUAGCUAUGGUAAAACGACUUUCUACACUGCAACUGUUGCUUCUAAUGGUGACGGAUUCAUCGGAAUAGACAUGUGCUUUCGAAACACGGUCGGGCCGGCGAAAGGACCAGCUGUUGCCCUCCGUGUGAGUGGUGAUAUGUCUAUCAUUCACCGAUGUUGUAUCGAGGGGUAUCAGGAUGCGUUGUAUUCUCACAAACACCGCCAGUUUUAUAGGGAGUGCUUUAUUACCGGCACUAUAGAUUUUAUUUGUGGAAAUGCUGCGGCGGUCUUCCAAUUCUGCCAAAUUGUUGCAAGAAAACCUAUGAGGGGGCAUAGCAAUGUGAUAACCGCUCAGUCACGCGUAAGUGAGAGCGACAACUCCGGCUUCUCAAUUCAGAAAUGCAACAUCACUGCAAGUUCCGAUAUAGAUCCUCUUAAAUCAACCGUGAAGACAUUUCUUGGUCGUUCAUGGAGGAAAUAUUCAACAGUUGCAGUUCUACAAUCUUUCAACGGUGAUUUAGUUGAUCAUGCAGGGUGGACUCCUUGGCAAGGAGAAUUUGGUCUAUCAACUCUCUACUACGGAGAAUAUCAAAACAGAGGUCCAGGAGCUGUGACUAGCAAAAGGGUAAAGUGGACAGGGUUUAGAGUUAUUACGGAUCCUAAAGAGGCUGCAAAAUUCACUGUUACCAAGCUAUUACUUGGGGAAUUGUGGCUGAAAACAAGUGGAGUUCCGUACGAAAAAGGGCUCUGAUGAUAUUGUUCCUCUUAUGUUAAUUCACUAUGAGUUAAUGUACUUAAUAAAAGAUAUUAUCUGCCAAUUUCUCUAUUACUCGUCCAUUAUCUAUACUAUUAAUUGAGAAAGAGGACCAGCAAAAUGUCAUGCCUUUUGAGCUACAUUUAGUUUUCGUUGGCUUGUAGAGUGUAAAGAAAAAAGGAAAAAAAAUUAGGAGUAAAAUCGCACAUUAACAUCACCAUUUGAGCCGACCCAAGCCGUGAGAGAAACCGACCCGUCAAACACGCGCGAAUGUUUGAAAAAUGCAUUUGGGUCGGUUGAAGAUUACGCGCGGAUCUUUGAAAAAUGCAUUUGGGUUGGUUGAAUUUUCGAUCCGAUUACACAGUGUGGAUAU
This is a messenger RNA of Arabidopsis lyrata subsp. lyrata, 3057 nucleotides long. Its product is annotated as probable pectinesterase/pectinesterase inhibitor 42. The coding region runs from base 1038 to 2681 and encodes 547 amino acids. The record is from RefSeq and is a predicted model, not a curated record. Gene Ontology annotation, molecular function: pectinesterase inhibitor activity; pectinesterase activity. The transcript has 3 exons. Gene Ontology annotation, biological process: cell wall modification. Lineage: Eukaryota; Viridiplantae; Streptophyta; Magnoliopsida; Brassicales; Brassicaceae.